GCGGGGCAGCCAUUGGCGGCGGAGUAUCACGUGACCGCGGGGGCGUGCCAAUGUGCGCCCUCAAGGGUGUCAAGCCCCUGUCAGAGUGUGCGAUCAAGAUUGUGAGACAACGCGAUGCAAAAAGCGACCUACUACGACAGUUCGGCGAUCUACGGUGGCUACCCCUACCAGGCAGCCAACGGGUUCGCUUAUAAUGCCAAUCAGCAGCCGUAUCCGGCGUCCUCGGCACUGGGCACUGAUGGCGAGUACCACCGACCUGCCUGUUCACUCCAGUCGCCCGCCAGCGCCGGGGGCCACCCCAAGGCGCACGAGCUGAGCGAGGCGUGUCUGCGCACCCUGAGUGGCCCACCCAGCCAACCCCCAGGCCUCGGCGAGCCCCCCCGGGCCCCCCCGCCCCCCCAGGCCGCGCCCCCUGCUCCACAGCAGCCUCAACCCCCGCCACAGCCCCCAGCACCCGCUCCUGCCGCGCCCCCGCCCCCCUCUUCAGUUUCCCCACCUCAGAAUGCCAGCAGCAACCCCACGCCUGCCAGCGCAGCCAAGAGCCCCCUACUCAACUCACCCACCGUGGCCAAACAAAUCUUCCCCUGGAUGAAAGAGUCUCGGCAAAACACAAAGCAGAAAACCAGCGGCUCCAGCUCAGGGGAGAGCUGCGCUGGCGACAAGAGUCCGCCUGGGCAAGCGUCGUCCAAACGGGCGCGCACCGCCUACACGAGCGCGCAGCUGGUGGAGCUGGAGAAGGAAUUCCACUUCAACCGCUACCUGUGCCGGCCGCGCCGGGUAGAGAUGGCCAACCUGCUGAACCUCACAGAGCGCCAGAUCAAGAUCUGGUUCCAGAAUCGCCGCAUGAAGUACAAGAAGGAUCAGAAGGGCAAGGGCAUGCUGACGUCAUCAGGGGGCCAGUCCCCAAGUCGUAGCCCGGUGCCCCCCGGCGCGGGCGGCUAUCUGAACUCUAUGCAUUCGCUGGUCAACAGCGUCCCAUACGAGCCCCAGUCGCCCCCGCCUUUCUCCAAGCCUCCCCAGGGUGCCUAUGGGCUGCCCCCCGCCUCCUACCCCGCACCCCUGCCAAGCUGCGCGCCCCCACCGCCCCCACAGAAGCGCUACACCGCGGCGGGGGCAGGGGGCACACCCGACUAUGACCCGCACGCUCAUGGCCUGCAGGGCAACGGCAGCUAUGGGACCCCACACUUACAGGGAAGCCCCGUCUUCGUGGGGGGCAGCUAUGUGGAGCCCAUGAGCAACUCUGGGCCUGCCCUCUUUGGCCUAACUCACCUCCCCCACGCCGCCUCGGCAGCCAUGGACUACGGGGGUGCUGGGCCACUGGGCAGCGGCCACCAUCACGGGCCCGGGCCAGGGGAGCCGCACCCCACCUACACGGACCUUACCGCCCACCAUCCUUCUCAGGGAAGAAUUCAGGAAGCCCCCAAGCUCACCCACCUGUGAUGGUGGGCUCGGGGCUGCGCGCCAGGAGAGUCCCCCCCCCCCCC
This is a messenger RNA of Panthera uncia (snow leopard), 1484 nucleotides long. Its product is annotated as homeobox protein Hox-A3-like. The record is from RefSeq and is a predicted model, not a curated record. NCBI's taxonomy places the organism in Eukaryota, Metazoa, Chordata, Mammalia, Carnivora, Felidae. Gene Ontology annotation, biological process: regulation of transcription by RNA polymerase II. Gene Ontology annotation, molecular function: DNA-binding transcription factor activity, RNA polymerase II-specific; RNA polymerase II cis-regulatory region sequence-specific DNA binding. Gene Ontology annotation, cellular component: nucleus.